Psylliodes chrysocephalus is the source of this 9345-nucleotide messenger RNA. Lineage: Eukaryota; Metazoa; Arthropoda; Insecta; Coleoptera; Chrysomelidae. The record is from the annotation of a GenBank genome assembly.
CAAAAAACGGCGCAAGACUUCAAAUCUGUGUAUAUAUUUUUAAAUAUCUAGACAAUUAUCGGGAAGAAUUAAAUAAUGUAUCUAAAAUAUAUGAUAUAUUUUAUUAGAAACGUUUAAGUUGACUUGGAAAGGAACCAGUGUCAUAGGUUGGCAGACUUUUUCUAUUUUGUGCGCCGUUACUUCAAAUAUUGAUUUUGGGCUGGACAAACGUCUGGUAGCCCAAAGAAAAUUGUGUUCUCGCUAUAAAACACGCAAGAAAACGGCAGCGUGUAAAUAUCUUUUACAAACUAAUAAAUACUCAUUUAUUUCUAAUUGUAACUAUGCCAUCCAUUUGGUUCUUGUAUCAAGUGUGUUCAGUUAAAUAGUUUUUGGUGUUUCUGACUAUUGAUUCAUAUUUAAUGUAACAAUUAUAUUGUUUUAUAAGAGUGUCAGUGAAUUAAUGUUACCUGUUAUCCUUUUGGAUGUUUUAGAAUAUAAUUAUUACCAAGUCUCCUAUUGGUAGUUGGUUUACCUGAAGAUUAUUAUGGCAGUUAAAUUUAGAAAUUUGAGAAAGUAGAAAUGACCAGUUUGACUAUAGCAUUAGAUAAUAUUGAUGUUAUUGAAAAUACAGAACAAAUUAGUAAAUUAUUUCCCAAGUGCAGACCAAGAAGUGAUAUUAACUUAAAUCCUAUAAUAGCCUCUGGAAGAGACCAUGAAUGCAUUGAAAAUACAACUAAUACUGUCAUGAGUGUCGACAGUGAUAAUGAUAGAUGGAUAGCGGAUAGUUCCUGUAAUGUUAGUAGAGAAAAUACAAGUCAACUGCACUCAACAGACGAUGAUGAUAUCAUUAUUGAACAUAAACAUACAGGGGGAACAUAUAAAUUGCGUGACUCUAGAAUCAUCGAAAUCGCCGGUGGACGAGAAAUAUAUUCACAGAGUCGAAGCAAAGCAUUGAGAAAAUCACGAAACUCCCUAUUGGGCGAGGAUGGGGAGAAAAAGAACCAGAAAUCGCCAAUGAGGCAGGGCGUGUGGGAGUUGCGUGCCAGGGGCGAAACGAAGAAAUCUCAAAACUCCCGCGACUACACAGAGACAGUAUUCUCAUCCGAAGUCUGCUCUGUGGCUCACGAAAAAAAUGCAGAAGUUGCUAUAGAAAAGUCUAGUCCAGUCAAUAUGACAUUUCCCGGUGAAGUAGUGGUUUUCGACGAUAUAGGCGAAACCUGGCACACUGAAGAAAAUAAAAGAAUUCAGAAAGAAAAUUCCUCGCACACUGCCCCAAAAAUAUUCAAUACAAGUGAUACAGAUAGCGAUAAAGUUACCAAAGUUAUAGGCAACCUGCCUAUAGCCGUUUAUGAAGGUUCUCCUAGGCGAUAUGGACAAAGACACAUGGAUUCGAAUUGUUCGCACCCGCAGCUUCCUAGUGCACAAAGUUUACUGGCUUCUCCCAGUGUUUACCCACCUCGACCUGGAUUUCCUCAAAGAGUUGUCAAUACACCUAGUCCUGUAGAAAAUGAUCCUAACUUGAAUAUAGAAAAUAAUUCAAAUAAAAAAUCUUUAUCUCCAAACGCUACGACAUCAACAUUCGACUACUUGUACGAGUUUUCGGAAACUAGAAAAGUAUUAGAAGAAUUUUUUAAGUGUCCUCCGACAGAUGAAGAAAAUAGGCUGGAGGUGGAAUUUCAAGAUCUAGAAUAUGAACUGAGGCGACAAGCGGGUGAUUCUGGGAACUCAUAUGUCGGACAAAGACUGGCUAAAACUCUGCCAGGAGAGAAUGAGUUUUGUUUGAGGAUAGAUUCUCCUAGGAAAUGUUUGAAUAAUACUAAUAUCUCAAAUAUGCAGGACCAUGAUAUUACAGAGCAUGAGAACAAUUUUUUAGACCUAUCAAUCGGUACCGGAUCAAGUGGGGAUUUGGGUGAAACCGAAGUGGGUCUGCAAGUAGGACAUAGUAGAAAUUUUACCCUUUCUCCUGAAACAACAGACUGUGACUCUAAUUGCGGAGAUUUAGAUAGUGAAGCGUCUUUAAUGCUUAUGGAAAAUGAAAUGGGACCUGCAGGUGGCCUCUUAGGAUCAAAUACAGAUUUAGUUAUCCCUAGUGAUUCAUUACGCUUAUACUCUAGUAUGCCAGUGUUAGAAGAUGGGUUGUCAUCGGGACAUGCCAGUGAUACUGAUAAUAAUAAUCCAACAGUAAUGCUCAUGAAGCGACAAAUAACAGAAAUUGAACGAGAAAUCAAUCAAGGCAUUUGCAAAUCGACAUCAACAAAAAUUAACGAGAAUGGUUUGUCGCCCAAAAAUGAAAUACGUAAUUCAUCUCCAAUUGAUAUAAAUGGUUGUGUUAGUAGUUUUGAAGAACCCAUGACAAUUUCUCAAACAGAUUCUCUUGAAAAAACUCCACCGCCCCCAGCUCCAGCUCCACACCGGUUGAUGCCGGGAGAAAAGGCGAACGAUGUAGAAGCAGCUCUAAAAGACAUUAGGUUAACAUUACAGCGAACGAAAACGUUGCCACUCCAACGCCAUCCUGAGGAAGACUGCGAAGAAACAGCGGCCAGUCCCAUUUGGGUACCGAGGCAACGGGGACUGUCUACCACCAGCGGGGAUUCCGAGAGGAAAGUCAAUAGCGGCGGUGAAGAAGAAGAAAAUGACACAGAUUUGGAAACUGAUCGACUGCUAGGACAACAAAGAACUGAUGACCAGGGUUUUUACGAUGAUAAGGGUUGGAGAAAACCUAAAACUCGGACUAUAAUGCCUCCGCUAAGCCUAGCAAAUCCUAAACAAAUUUUAAAUACCAUGGAUGAAGGUACCCUUCCCCUAGUCCCUUCUGAAACUCAAAUUUCUGAUCCUUCUUCCCCGACAGCAGUAUCCGAAAAAAGUCAAUCGCCCCAAAGCCAAAAAGGAUCAGUAUCUUCGAAUAAAGUCAAAAAGGAAAAAGAUAACAAAAAGAAAGGCAGAAACAAAGAAGAUGUUAUUCAACGAUCAGUACUCAUAGAAGGAGUGUUAUUUCGAGCAAGGUAUUUGGGAUCUACGCAGCUAGUUUGUGAAGGACAACCCACGAAAACUACAAGGAUGAUGCAGGCAGAAGAGGCGGUUUCAAGAAUAAAGGCACCCGAUGGUGAAAGUCAACCUAGUACGGAAGUUGAUCUAUUCAUUUCCACAGAGAAAAUAAUGGUACUCAAUACAGAUUUAAAAGAAAUAAUGAUGGACCACGCAUUGAGAACUAUAUCUUACAUAGCUGAUAUAGGAGAUUUGGUGGUACUGAUGGCCAGAAGGCGAUUUGUACCCCACGAAAUGGAGGAUGCACCUAAAAUCAAUCGUACCCCAAAGAUGAUCUGUCAUGUCUUUGAAAGUGAAGAAGCCCAGUUCAUUGCCCAGUCUAUCGGACAAGCUUUUCAAGUAGCAUAUAUGGAAUUUCUAAAAGCCAAUGGAAUUGAAGAUCAUUCAUUCGUGAAAGAAAUGGACUAUCAAGAAGUGUUAAAUUCACAAGAAAUUUUCGGAGACGAGCUUCAGAUGUUUGCGAAAAAAGAAAUGCAAAAAGAGGUUGUGGUACCAAAGGCAAAAGGUGAAAUUUUAGGAGUAGUAAUAGUGGAAUCUGGAUGGGGCUCAAUGUUGCCAACAGUUGUGAUAGCAAACCUCGCUCCAGCUGGUGCUGCUGCAAGAUGCGGGCAAUUAAAUAUCGGCGAUCAAAUCAUAGCAAUCAAUGGCGUCAGCUUAGUAGGACUUCCACUAUCGACAUGCCAAACCUACAUCAAAAAUUCAAAAAGUCAAACUGUAGUUAAAUUAACCGUAGUACCUUGUGCACCUGUUGUUGAAGUGAAAAUCAAGAGACCAGAUACUAAAUAUCAACUUGGAUUCAGUGUACAGAAUGGAGUGAUUUGCAGUUUACUCAGAGGCGGCAUAGCAGAGCGAGGUGGCGUAAGAGUCGGGCAUAGAAUAAUUGAAAUUAAUAACCAAAGUGUUGUCGCUGUACCUCAUGAAAAGAUUGUAAAUUUAUUGGCAACUUCAGUAGGUGAAAUUCUGAUGAAAACAAUGCCGACUUCCAUGUUCCGUUUGCUUACUGGUCAAGAGAAUCCUGUAUACAUCUAAGUUGAUAUUAAACGAGGUUCGAAAGUGCCUACUUGUAGUUGAUAUUGAACUGUCCCUGGGAAUUGUUUUAUUUAGAUCGUGCUUGAGUCGCAGAUCAAUAUAUUUUUUAUUGUUAGAAUAAGUUCAACAGACUGAAGACAAUACAAGCAAAGAACUGCGCUCUGCACAAAUCCUUUUGCGCUGAGCUUUCGUGAUAGACCAUAUCUCUGCUUUGUCGCGUAAUUAGUUUCAUCAUUUUAGCUAAUACAAAGAAACAAAAAAAAGCUGUUAGGUUUCAUACAUGCACUUUCAGAAACUGUUUUGCUCAAAAAAGAGUUGUGAAAUGAAAACCGUUUGUCCAGUAUGAAAUUUUAUUUUUUAAAUAACAAUCGUAGCUCAUUCUAUUGAAAAUUCGACUGCACUAAUGCUACAAAUUUAAAAAUAAUUGGCUUCGCUGGAAGUUAUGUAUGAGAGCCAACAGGAUUUUUGAUAUCCAUCAGAUUUUUAUCUAAAAUGACUGCAAUUAUAUCUAUUUAUUCGUUAUUGUGAAUGUGAAAAGCAUACCAAAGACUGGUUGGUUGGCUUUAAAGAAUAUUUCGUUGUAAUUUACAAUAAAAUAAAUUCUAGCUAAAUAAUUCUAAAUAAGUUGUUUUAUAUCCAUUUUGACAGAUCUUUAUUCUCUUAUAGAACUACUCUACAUUUUCCUGCAAGACAUUAUAUGUUGCAAUGUCAAAAUCGUUCUAUCAAUGUCAAAAUUAUUCAUCAAAAAAAUAACAUCACGUAAAAGCUUUAAUAAAUAAUGUGGGGGCAUGAUUAUCUGCUGGAAAAAGUAGAACCUUUUUAACGAAUGAUACAAGAUUUAUAUUUAAGGAACAUUAAUAGUAAAAAUAAAUCUUACACCAAUAUCUGCCUUAAAAUUAUAGAUUUAGAACGAUUUAAUUUUCAUUUAAAAUAUUAAUCGUAGAACUGGUGUGUAUUAUUUUUUAAGCUAAUAAGAUGGUUUUGAGCUACCAUUCGUUAAUUUAUUCGAAAAUUUAGAUUACUAGUUGAUAAAGUUUUUGAUAUAACAGGAUAUUUCUUGGUUUAAAGAAGUGGCAUUUCUAAGCGCAAACGAAUUGUGAUAACUUUUUUCUUUAACUUCCCACCAGAAAGAACACUUAGCUGCUGCUACUACUACCUAUAGUAAAUCAUAGUUUCAAAUUUUUGCAAACGCUAUUAUUGCCACGUUUUUAAUAGCUCCUUUGCGCUUUUAAAGAAAUGACAAUUCUUUUUAAUAGAAUUUAUUUAGAAUAGUAGUUAGAUAUUUCCGAGGGGUAAGUCAAAAUGUGUACCUAAUUCUUUGAAAUUAUCUCUACCGUAAUUCUCCGGCAAUUCCUUUAAAUCUACAAAUUCCUCGCAAUUCCCUACCCUUGUACCACCUCUAGUUUACCCCUCGGUUAUUUCAAUAACUAGGUUAUUAAAAACAUUAGUUUCCUGUUCAUUUAUCGACUAGUUGUCUUUAAAAAAAUCUGUCAAAAUUGUUGUUGGUGCUGCAUUUUUUAUAUAAACAUUUUGUUAAUUUAAAAAUAAUCCACCUAAAAAAAAUUGAAAUAAAAAUAUUUUUGAAUCAAUGAAAUAUAUUUUUGGAAUUUUGCAUCACAAAAUUGUAUAACUUUUAAGAUUUGUAUUCAACAUGGUCGAAACGGCGACCAAUUUUGACUUGUAAAAUAAAAAAUUGCAGAAAACAGUAAAAAUGCAAAUCGUGGAUUAUUUUUGAAUAAAUAUUACACAUCUUUAAAUGUUUAAUUGCUGGGUUUAGGUAGCGUCACUAAUUAUUUUCAAGUAUUUUUCUUCAUUAUUUCAGUUUUGUGAAACAUUAAUUUUUGCAAGAGGUAAGGUUACUGGUAAUUUUAUAAAAGUUACACCUCUACUAGUUGUGAAGAUGCUUUAGAUACCUAUAGGGUGUCCUUGAAAAUAGUGCAUUCUUCUCGCGUACUGAUACAGGUUGGUAUUUAGAGUAGAACAAUACAUAUACGGAAUGGCUACUGUUUGAUUUAUCUUAGGUAAAUUAAGCCGUAUAUUUUAUACACUUGUCUAUAAUUACAUUCCUAAAGGUUAGAGGGUGAAAAGGUAGUAGUCCCUGUGAUCGACAAUAUAUCGAAAAAAAUCACAAUAUUUUUCUUUAAAAGAUAAAAAUACAUGACAUGGAAUACAUAUCUAGUUAAACACAGAAUGCUUAUCCAACCAACGGUAGAAUAUACAUGAUGUCUUGAAGUAAAGCCACUUAAAAUAACAGAACAAAAAAUGCUAGGAUUAUGUGAAAAAAGUAUCAAGGAAAAUAUAUGGAAGUAAUACUGCGAACGUUUUAACUCCAGUAUAUCCAAUAAUUGAUUAACACAGAUUUUAUUGUUUAUUAAUAGACGCAAAGUCGUAAAUUGCUCCGUUUCUUUAUCAACAUCGGAUGGUUGUGAAUCUUGAGAGGUAAAAAAAUGCAUCGGAUGUGAAUAUUCAAACUUAGCAUAUGAAGUGAGUAAUAAUUAAUAUUUUUGAUGAAAUUUAACGAAAUUAGAAUCAAGUAUAAUACCUGAAGUUGUAUAGAAGUCUAAUAAUUGCAAUCAAAUUUAUAAAUUUGAAUAUUUUUCUAUGUACACUAUAAAAAUAAAUGAUAUAUAAAGGUAUGCAGAAUUCGUUACUCGACUGGUAGAUAAUAAACUAAGGGACUUUGCGGGAAAAUGCAUAACUCAUAAAAUAAUUCUCUUAAGAUUUUCCAAGCUUUCAGAAAUUCAUUUCCAUUAUCAGGGCUUUGCAUCUAGUUGUCAUAGAAUACAGUUUAAAAUCAAAUAUUUGUUAUUAAAAAAUCGUGAAUUUUACAUUCACCACGCGGUCUAGAUAUUUAAAUUUAAAAUUAACAGGAAAAAAUUCUAAAAGGAAAAUUAUUUGAUGGAUGAAAUUUUUAGGGCUCAUUCUUGUUCCACAAAGCUAUACCGCACGUAAUUCAUAUGUCGUGAUAUUCUCGAACCAAAGACAAAGCCAUCGCAACAAACAUUUAUGUUCCGGAUAAUACGUUGAAUACUAAUUAGACUAUUUUUUAUUAUGGGUCAUCGGUGACGAAUAAAUCUAUAAAUGGGUUGGAAAUAAUGAUGUAUUCUACCUAUCGCUUUAAGGAUUGCAUUACUUUCAGUUCAAGGACACCUAAAUUUUAUUGUUAACCACACUAAUAUUCUUUAUACAAAAAUGAAAUGGUGUAUUAAACAUUAAAAUUUUUCACCCCUUAUGUUAGAUGAGUUUUAAAGUGGUAGUGCUACCAAAUCCUUGCAAUAUUUAGAACUAUUGUAUUUAUUAAAUUACCAAUACUGAUGAAACUGUUGUAAUCUGUUUCCAAUACAUUAGUAAAAUAUAUACAAUGUAGACGUAAAUAAACAAUAUCAACUAUUAAACCAAUUAAAAUUGGAUACAACACAACCUUUCCCAAAUAAUUUGUAUUUAGCUUUUUACCAUAAUAAAAAGUGUACAUAUUUCAAGAUGGUGCUAGAAAACCAAUUUUACGUCUACAUUGUUUCUGUGUUCAAAAAUAUAUAUUAUAAACAAUUUUUCAAGAAAUAUUCCUACACCCAACCUUCAAUUGUGCUGGCUCAAGAAAAUAUGGUAAUAUCUAGUCAGCAUUAUCUAUUUUUUUGUAUUUUAUUGCAAAUUAUGUUUAUUAUUUUGUUAUUUGUUUGAUGUUCAAAAGUCAGUGAUAUUUCCAUUUACUGUAUGUAAACUCCCAGAACGGAUAAGAAGUUGUAUAUAAAAAUAGUUAACUGUUAUUAUAAAUGGUAUAUAGUACUACCGAAUCCUAUUCGAUAUACUUAGAUGAAAACGACAAUGCUUACAGCCAAAAUUUUCAGAAAAUUUUAACAAAGAACUGUGCAACCUAUAUUUCACGUACAUUCCAACAGAACAAAGAUGUGUAUUUUUAUUUUCUAUAACUUUAUUUAAUGAUUUAAGCCCUUUUGAACUAAAAUAUUUCUGAAAACAAUGUUCAAAAUAAAAUAAAUAAUUAGUUUUUAAACUUGCCUCAUGAAUAACAGCUCUUAUUUAUUAUUAAGUUCAGUAAAAUAUUAGUCUUUGAUUAAUACUGUUACUCUCCAUGGGCUCUAUAAACGCUUUACAGUAACCUUCCCAAAUAUUCAAUGAUAUAAACGAGAUGAGUAACAGUUUUCUCAAAUAGAGCCGAAUAACUUUUUCUUUUUCUUCUGGGGUGCUGUCCCAUUUUACUAUAAACAACUAAACCAUGACCAAUUACUCCAACAGGUGUUAAUGCUAGAACUUGCUCCAGAUCAGAAGCUUUUAAUGUAAAGAAAAAAGGACCUUUAAGUUCUGCUCUACCGUUUUUGAGGGGUGCAAAAUUUAAUUAACAAGUCUUUUGCUAUAUUUUUUUGAAAAUUCUCGCUGUGGGUAUCGUGGAAAUAUAUGAAUGCAUUCAUUGUGGACUCCUGCAUAGGUGUCUCCUGAUAAAAGUGAUCUUUACUACAAAAUUCAGAAUCUAUUAGGUAAAGUAAAUAGUAAAUAGUAUUUUUAUAUUUCCCUGAGAAUUUUAUAGACCCUUUAGAUGCCUGUAAGUGGAAAAUAACACGAUGACGAACAAAUUUUUUCUCUCUUCUCUCCAUAUUACUAAAAACUUUAUUGUUAAAAGAAAUUGCUCCAGAGAUACGGCGUAAAACGUAACAUUGUUUUAAUGGAAAAUAAUUGAGUAUGAUGAAAAGCUGCUACUUUUAAUAAAAAUCCGGAUUCCAGACUGAAAAAUCAUUAUUUACGAUUUUCACUGUAUAACUGAAGCAAUUUUCCUUUAUCUUAUUUGUUGCUUCAUAUGUAAGGUAAAACAUUUCCGAAUACUAAAGUAUUUUGUAUUAUGGAGUCUUUUAAGUGUAUUAAAUGUGAAUAGUUUAAUUUCAGUGUACAAUCACAUAGUUGUAAUACUCCAUAAAAACCUUGUUUUAUAUAUUACAAAUUUUAUUAAGUAUGUUUUAUGUACAAAAAUCCGUUUAGUUCGUUUUCAUUUUUUCAUUUUUUAUGUAUUAAAAACAAAUACUUCAAUCUAUAAUAUUUUUCAUUUCGAAUACCUAUUUAAAAAAUAAUCUAACCAUAUCAAAGCCUAUGAACAGUUCCAGUAAUCAAUAUUUAUUUUAAUUAUAUAUUUAGCGUUCUUUUGUCUGUAUAAUAAUAAAAACUUCAUGUGUAAUAUUUACAAAAUACAAUAUAAGAAAUUUAUUUGCUUGUUUCAUUUCACUAAAGUUAUAAAAUUCAUAUAAACCAUUUCCAAACAUAUUUCUUGAAGUUUUAUUUAAAUUUUUG